Messenger RNA from Megalops cyprinoides (Indo-Pacific tarpon), 1894 nucleotides. It is a transcript of the gene klhl23, whose product is annotated as kelch-like family member 23. Lineage: Eukaryota; Metazoa; Chordata; Actinopteri; Elopiformes; Megalopidae. The transcript is spliced from 4 exons. Gene Ontology annotation, molecular function: protein binding. The coding region runs from base 183 to 1871 and encodes 562 amino acids. The record is from RefSeq and is a predicted model, not a curated record.
UAGGACAGCGGUACUCGCAUUCUCAGAGCUAAUUGGAGUCCAUCUGGCUGGGUCAGCGGAGACAGGACAAUCCGUGCGCCUGGGAAUCUACCGAGCUGGACUGCAGCGUGCUUUUUUGUUCCCUUUCCAGCUCCGAAAAUACUAUUGCCAGAAGCGUUAUGUCCAUGUACUGAGCAGCGACAAUGUCAGCUAAAGGGCAGGAGAGCUACACGUAUGAUUUCUACGACGCUGACCACCCGACGGAGCUCCUGGACGCCCUGAGGGAGUUCUACGUGGGCGGCCUGUUCACGGACAUCACCCUGCAGUGCGCCACGGGGGAGACAUUCCGCUGCCACAAGACGGCGCUGUCCGCCCGCAGCUCCUACUUCAGGGUCAUGUUCACGGCGGACAUGCGGGAGCGGUCGGGUGACGCGGUGACGCUGACGGGCGUGGAGGGCGACGUCCUGUCCGCCCUGGUGGACUACGUCUACACGGCGAGGGUGAGCAUCACGCAGGCCAACGUGCAGAGCCUGCUGGAGGCGGCCGACCUGCUGCAGUUCGGCGCCGUCAAGUGCGCCUGCGAGGAGUUCCUCGUCCGCUUCCUGGACGUGGACAACUGCCUGGGCAUGCACUCCUUCGCUGAGCUGCACCUGUGCCCGGCGCUGGAGCGCGAGGCCACCCGCACCCAGCGCUGCAGGUUCGAGGAGCUCGCCCGGCAGGAGGAGUUCCUGGAGGCGGGCUUCGAGAAGCUCUGCUCCGUCCUGUCCGCCGAGAACCUCAACGUGCGCGGGGAGGAGGUGCUGCUGGAGGCGGUGGCCCGGUGGGUGGCCCACGACGUGCCGUCCCGCGCCGACCGCAUCGGCGACCUGCUCCGCUGCGUCCGGCUGGAGCUGGACGAGGCCUACCUCGCCGCCGCCCUGGAGGUGCAGCGGCACUGUCUGCCGGGCAGCGAGAAGAAGGUGCGGGCCCUGAUCACGCGAGCCCUGAAGCCUGGCUCCAGGGAGGUCUCUGCAGCCUCCAAGAGGCCCACCUCCAGCAUGUACAUCAUCGGGGGUUACUACUGGCACCCGCUGUCGGAGGUCCACGUGUGGGAUCCGGUCACCGACGCCUGGGUGAGUGGGAAGGACAUGCCGGACCACACCAGGGAGAGCUACAGCGUGGUCCUGCUGGGGCCCAACAUUUACGUGACGGGGGGCUACAGAACGGACACCAUCGAGGCGCUGGACGCCGUGUGGAUUUACAACAGCGACCGGGACGAGUGGGCAGAGGGGUGCCCCAUGCUCAGUGCCAGAUACUACCACUGCUCGGUGGCCCUGCACGGCUGCAUCUACGCCAUCGGGGGGUACAGAGGGGGCGCUCCCGCGCGGGAAACCGAAUUCUACGACCCCCUGAAAAGGAAGUGGUUUCCUGUGGCCGACAUGAUCCAAGGUGUGGGAAAUGCCACCGCGUGUGUCUUGCAUGACACAAUCUACGUGACGGGGGGUCACUAUGGCUACAGAGGGAGCUGCACCUAUGAAAAAAUUCAGACCUACAGGGCAGACAUCAACGAGUGGAGCAUAGCUACAAUUAGCCCCCACCCAGAGUACGGCCUCUGCUCAGUGUCGCUGAACAACAAGCUGUACCUGGUGGGCGGGCAGACCACCAUCGCCGACUGCUACGACCCCGAUAGGGACGAGUGGCGGCAGCUGCCGGCCAUGAAGGAGCGGCGGAUGGAGUGCGGCGCCGUGGUCAUGGGCGGCUGCAUCUACGUGGCAGGCGGGUACUCCUACUCCAAGGGCACCUACCUGCAGAGCAUCGAGAGGUACGACCCCGACCUGGACGCCUGGGACAUCGUGGGCAACCUGCCAGGCCCCGCCCGUUCUCACGGGUGCGUCUCAGUCUACGCCGUUUAGGCCCGGCGCCUGACCGGCCUGCA